Messenger RNA from Vespa mandarinia (Asian giant hornet), 1146 nucleotides. RefSeq names its product ciliary microtubule-associated protein 2. The record is from RefSeq and is a predicted model, not a curated record. Lineage: Eukaryota; Metazoa; Arthropoda; Insecta; Hymenoptera; Vespidae.
AUGCGUUGCGAACACGGUACCAAAACGUUCAAAAUCUGUCGUUGCUCUUGCAAAUGGCGAUGUAAAUGUUUGAUACCACGUAAAAAGAAAUCUCCCUUGCCGUUUAACAGGGCAACCAGCAGAGAUGUUAAAAUUGGUUUACAUCCAAAAUUGUAUACUCAUUAUUCCCAUGCACCUUCGGUUGGUCGUUACAAUGUUUUGCCAAUUAAAAGUAAAAGACAAGCGAUAAGUUGGAAGAGAGAAUUGGAAACGAAACAAUUUUCUGAAAGCUUAGGUGGUCGUUAUUUGGAAUCGCGCAUAAUUCAAAGAGAUUUGAUGAUCACAGGACGUGGCCCAGGAACUCACGAGAUAGAGCAAUGGCCGGAAAAUGUUUUGAAUAAAUCUUGCAAGAGCAUACGCGAAGACGUCAGUUUUGGCACUGUUCCACGUUUCAAAAGUGUUUACUCUAAGACACCUGGUCCAGGAUAUCUUAAAGUACAUAAUCCUUAUUAUUAUUUGGAGCUGAAUAGAUUGAAAGGUUUAUCUUCUUUACCAUCGUUCGAAUACGAUGGUCUUAUGCCAAGAUUUAAAGAUAUUCAAAGAGAUUACUCUUUGCCAUGUAACAUAUAUAAUGUAAAAGAUCCGAGAUCGAUCGAAGGUAUUUUAAAGAAAGUUACUGGAAAAAGAGGACCGUACGAUUUAUUUACAGGACCAAGGGAUGAUACUACUAUAAAGGGAUACAUGGGUCGGAAAAUAGAGGAUUAUCGAGGUUGGCCAAUAAGUUUACCCGGUGAAAUAGAAAAACUUUUAAAUAAAUCGAAUUAUUACAAGGGACGUAUCUCAACUUGUCCAAGAUUUCCAAAGAUCAGUGGAUUGAGAAUGGCAUUAAUGGAUAUAAACAUGUGUUAUAAGAAUCCAAAUGAUCCUGGACCUGGUCAUUAUAAUCCUAUCACACCUCGAAAGCCUAAAAAUAGAAUGUCUUAUCCUUUUGACAGUAACGUUGAAAAUAUUCGACCGACACUUCAAAAUAUUGAAUAUCCUGGACCAGCAAGAUACAAAAUUAAAGAGAUUAAACGUAUCAAAGGGAAUGGAUGGACUUGGAUAUUUAAAAGCAAACAACUUAGAACUAUAGGUGCCAUCAUUCCUAAACCUUACAAUGAUUUUUGA